This is a messenger RNA of Akanthomyces muscarius, 3357 nucleotides long. RefSeq lists its product as uncharacterized. The record is from RefSeq and is a predicted model, not a curated record. Bases 1 to 3357 code for a protein of 1118 amino acids. The transcript has a single exon. NCBI's taxonomy places the organism in Eukaryota, Fungi, Ascomycota, Sordariomycetes, Hypocreales, Cordycipitaceae. Gene Ontology annotation, molecular function: hydrolase activity, acting on acid anhydrides, in phosphorus-containing anhydrides; nucleic acid binding; ATP-dependent chromatin remodeler activity.
AUGGACUUUGGCAACUCACAAGAGCCUCCGAUAAAGAAGCGGCGGUUCUUCAGUGAUGCAGACGACUUUCCAGAUCCGAUCCUGAGUCCAAACGCCAACUCGAGAGUCAAGACAGAAAACGGCGCCGACGCCACGCCUCCGGAAAAUGCCAUCUCUUCGACCGCCAGCCACGACUCUAACGGCCCGUCUAGCGACGGAACUGUUUCAUUCGACGUCGACACGUUCGAAGCCUUUGUUGGCGACAAGGUGGCCGACGAUGUACUCGCCGUUCUGCGCCAACAGAGCAACAAUAACCUUGAACGUGCUGUGAAUAUGUACUUGGACGGCGCGUACAAGAAGUUUAUGAAGCCAUUGGGAAUUCAAUCAUCACUCUCGAGAACACCGACUCCGACUAUACCGAAAACGGCGCCACCAGCCACACUUCACAGCAUACCUAAUGCACGCUACAUUGGGGCAUUCGGUGUCGAGGGCUGGGCGACGAGAAGCGGCACAAAUAUAUUAAAGCAUGGCGACACUGUCAAGAUUGAGCGGCAAAAGAUCAAACCGCCGGCGCCUCCAAAAACCAAGGCAAAGUUAGGCGUUCCGGUCACUCCGGUGCGAAACAAUACGGCGGCCUCGCGUCGAGUUGACGUCAUCGUACGCUUCACGAAUGAUAGUGGUAUGGAAAUCGGGCGGCUUGCCAAGGAUACGGCAAACUGGGUGUCAACACUCAUUGAUCAGAAAAUUUGCAAAUUUGAAGGAAGCGUCGUCUACGCGCCAGACAGAUUACGGACAAACGACACAAUAUUCCUUCAGCUCAAAUGCUUUCUGCUUAACUCUGCCUUUUAUAAUCGCGGCUUUCAGCUUGCCGAUGAUCGUCCACAGGCAUUUUUCGAGCAGACAGAAACCACAGAUGAAAAGAACCUACGUCUGCGACAAGUGGCGCUCGUCAGACUCUUUCAGGAGAUUGGCCUACAGCCGACUGUGGCCAACGCGGCCGCUCAAGACGGUCGCCAAGGCCUAUUGAAAGCGGCAGAGAUGGACGAAGAGAAACAAGCUGAGCAGAAAAAGCUCAGUGCUACCAAGGGUUCAGACUCGCCGGCGUCAGAUGAUGCUGAGGAGGGCAAAGAACUCGAGCAAGGCCAACUUGACGCCCUAUAUAAAAAGGCACAGUCCUUUGACUUUGGUACGCCAGAAGCAGAGCCGGCUGAUACUUUCAACAUGAUGCUCCGCCCAUACCAGAAGCAAUCUCUGCACUGGAUGAUAGCCAAGGAAAAGGACACGCGCAGCAACAGGAAACCGUCCAUGCAUCCACUUUGGGAAGAAUACGUUUGGCCUGUUAAGGACCACGACGACAAAGAUUUGCCCGCGGUAAGCGAAAUUACGAAGUUUUACGUCAACCCGUACUCUGGCGAUCUGUCACUGGAAUUUCCUGUCCAAGAGCAACACUGCUUGGGCGGUGUCCUCGCCGACGAAAUGGGUCUCGGGAAAACAAUUCAGAUGCUCAGUCUGGUGCACUCCCACAAGUCAGAGGUUGCACGCCAAGCGCGCGCUUCUCAUGGAGGCAUUGCGACGGUAAAUCAGCUUCAGCGCCUCGGUUCUUCUUCUGCCGUCAUGGUGGACGCACCGUGCACUACACUGGUGGUCGCCCCUAUGUCUUUGCUAUCACAAUGGCAGAGUGAAGCUGAAAAAGCUUCAAAAGAAGGCACCAUCAAGAUUGAGCUUUACUACGGCAACGAAAAGACGAAUAACCUGCAAGCACUGUGCAGCAGUUCCAAUGCGUCAAUGGCGCCAGAUGUGGUCAUUACCAGUUACGGCGUCAUUCUAUCUGAAUUCAGCGCCAUUGCCGCGAAGAAUGGUGACAAGAGUUUCCAUAAUGGCAUAUUUUCACUGAACUUCUUCCGCAUCAUACUCGAUGAGGCGCAUCACAUUAAAAACCGAUCGUCCAAAACCGCGAGGGCCUGCUAUGAGAUUUCUUCAACACAUCGCUGGGUACUAACUGGCACACCCAUCGUGAAUAAGCUAGAGGACUUGUUCAGUCUGGUACGGUUCCUUGGUGUCGAGCCGUGGAACAACUUUUCGUUUUGGAAAACCUUUAUUACUGUACCGUUUGAGUCUGGCGAUUUUGUCCGGGCGCUCAACGUCGUGCAGACUGUGCUGGAGCCGCUGGUCAUGCGCCGCACGAAGGACAUGAAGACGCCAGACGGGCAGCCAUUGGUACCAUUGCCGCCCAAACAAGUUGACGUAGUGGAAGUCGAACUCUCUAAAACGGAGAGAGACGUCUACGAUUACAUUUUUAACCGAGCGAAACGAACAUUCAACAAGAACAUGGAGGCCGGAACGGUCAUGAAAGCCUUUACCACUAUUUUCGCCCAGAUUCUACGCCUGCGACAAUCUUGCUGCCAUCCGAUUCUGGUGCGAAACAAGGACAUCGUGGCGGAUGAGGAAGUAGCCGGCGCCGCAGCAGACGCCAACACGGGAUUUGCCGACGACAUGGAUCUGGAGAAUCUCAUCCAGCACUUCACCGCCGUCGUCGACGAAGCGUCCAAGGACAACCAGGCCUAUGGCGUCAACGCGCUGAGCGAGAUCCGCGACGAGUCGGACAAGGAGUGCCCGUUUUGCUUCGAGGAGCCCAUGAACGACCAGACCGUCACGGGGUGCUGGCACUCUGCGUGCAAAAAUUGCCUCGUCGACUUUAUGACGCACGAGACGGACCGCGGCGUGGUGCCCAAGUGCUUCAGCUGCCGCGCGCCGCUCAGCGCGCGCGACCUCUUCGAAGUCGUCCGCCACGACGACGAGGUCGACCCCUCGACCGGCAAGCCGCGCAUCAGCCUCCAGCGCCUCGGCAUGACGUCCUCGUCUUCCAAAAUCGCCGCCCUCAUCAGCGAGCUGCGCCGUCUGCGCAAAGACCACCCGGCCAUGAAGUCCGUCGUCUUUUCGCAGUUUACCUCGUUUCUCAGCCUCAUCGAGCCGGCCCUCACCCGCGCCAACGUCAAGUUCCUGCGUCUCGACGGCAGCAUGGCGCAAAAGGCGCGCGCGGCGGUCCUGAACGAGUUUACGGAGAGAAAGGGCUUCAUGGUGCUGCUCAUCAGCCUCCGCGCCGGCGGCGUCGGGCUCAACCUGACGAGCGCGGGGCGCGUCUUCAUGAUGGACCCGUGGUGGAGCUUCGCGGUCGAGGCGCAGGCGAUUGAUCGCGUGCACCGCCUGGGCCAGGAGGACGCGGUGCAGGUGAAACGCUUCAUUGUCAAGGAGAGCGUCGAGGAGAGGAUGCUGAGGAUCCAGGAGAGGAAGAAGUUUAUCGCGACGUCGCUGGGCAUGAUGAGUGAUGAAGAGAAGAAGGUGCAGCGGAUAGAGGAUAUCAAGGAGCUGCUGAGUUAA